Molecule: messenger RNA, 3220 nt
Organism: Phoenix dactylifera (date palm)
Lineage: Eukaryota; Viridiplantae; Streptophyta; Magnoliopsida; Arecales; Arecaceae
Source: RefSeq, a predicted model, not a curated record
UUCUGCUGCAAAGAGAGGAGGGUGAGCUCAGGAGGGCUCGGGCUGCGGUCGGUGGCGCUCGCGGCCGAGGCCGUGCGCCUGCAGCCGACGCCCGCGGUCGGUCUUGCGGCCUGCACUUGCACCCGAGCCGAGGCCAGCGGCUCUCACAGCAUCCAUGGCCACUCCCCGCAACACCGGCGACACUCGCAGCUGCACACGGAGAGGGAAAAUGGGCGAGAGUUCACCCCCCCUCCCCGAGAGCAGGGGAGAGGAAAGGGGGCCUCCGUACCACGGCCAAAGACGGCGACACAACGAAUCAACCAAGCGCUAAAAACAAGCUUGGAGGGAUUUAACGCCCCCCUCUCUUUCGCAUCGAUCGCUCGCUCUCUCGCCAUGGACUCCGCAGCUGCUUCUGCGAUCCCACGAGGCCAGGUGGAUCUAGUCGAUUUCGUUGACUGGAGCGGAGUCGAAUGCCUCAAUCAGAGCACGAGUCACUCGCUCACCAAUGCCUUGAAACAGGGUUAUAGGGAUGAUGUUGGUUUGCAUCUGGAGAGCGAUGCAGAUGAGCAGCUUUUAAUUUAUAUUCCUUUCACGCAAGUCAUCAAGCUGCAUUCAGUUGUUAUUAAAGGGCCGGAAGAGGAAGGCCCAAAGACAGUAAAACUUUUCACAAACAAAGAGCAUAUGGGCUUUAGUAAUGUUAGUGACUUCCCAUCCAGUGACUCAAUUGCUUUAUCCCCAGACAAUUUGAAGGGAAAGCCUGUUAACUUAAAGUAUGUCAAGUUUCAGAAUGUUCGCAGCUUGACAAUUUUUAUUGAGGACAACCAAGGUGGUAAUGAUGUCUCUAAGGUUCAGAAGAUUGUCCUUUAUGGAACUACUGAUUGGCCAACCAAGUUGUAAUGGUUUGUGGGUCAUUGGCCAGAGCUCUGUGCAACCAAGUAAGAUCAAGUUUCCAGAUAGUGAAGUUAUUCUUAAUUAUCUGCCUUGAGAUUUCUCUAUUUAAAAUCAAGUUAGUAAGGCAAGGUUUUGCUGUAGCCUUCUUGUGGGGUGUCAUCUCCUGAUCAUCUUAUUCUGGCAAAUGGCAGCUUAGAAAUAAGAUAUUUCUUGUUACACUGCAUGACUAUAACACCACUUCCUUUGGACCGAAAACCAUAAUCUAUUUCUGGGGUUGUCAUGAUUUGCAAAGUAUAUCGCUAUUAAAUAUCUUGUGGGUAGUCCAAAAAAUAUCUUGCUGGUAGGUCAAUCUCAAUUCUAGUUGGCUUGUUGAUAAAAUGUUAUGUGCUGAGAAAAGAUACAAAAUUUUUUAUUCAAAAAAACGAAGAAUUAGAAUAACAUUAUCUUAUCUCUCAUUAAUCGAAUGCUAAAUACUCAGGAACUAAUACGUUUGGCAACCUAUCUUGCUUGGUCAAAUUCUGUGUUUUAGCCCUGCUGCAGCCUGUUGAAUUCCUGAAACUCAAUAUAGAUUUUACAAUUCAUCUAUACUCAUUUGGAUAUGAUGUUUGCAUGCAUAUAAAUUAUUUAUAUGCUUUAUGUUGCAUAAUACUAGUGAUACUAAUAAGAAAUUUCCAUAAUGAAUGAGUGAAACAUUUAUCAUCGAUUAUGCCAGACACAGUAGACUCGUUAAGAAGGAUGUUCUUAGCACACAAUUGACUUAUCGAUAUAUUAAUUGAUACAAAAACCGUGUCAAAUCCAUAUAUGUGUAGUAAUUAAUACUUAAAGGUCCAAGAAUCUAGGUAACACACGUGUCAACAAACAUGCCUACAUGUUAAAAGCUAGUGAAACUCAUAAUUUUUCCUAUUGGGUGGCUUGAUAUACGGUACAUCCUUCCUGUGCUAGUUAAUACCAAGCAUCAUUCUAGCAUGGUUUGAUGAAACAUCAAACAUGAAGUUUCAUCUUGAAUGUUUUCAGGGGCUUCUUUUCCCUUCUCCUAUUGAAGUGAAUGGUAUACUGUAAGGGGUUAUAAGUUCGUGUUAGCCCAGUAAAAGCUGAUUUAGGAUGAAACUGGAUUGGAUCAAUUAGACAUCUUCCAGAACUUAUAAAACUGGACCAACUGUAUAGUUGUCACCUUAUUUCAAAAUCCAUUAAUUAUUUGCUAUCCAGGAUUUUUUAUCCUUUGAAAAUACAUACGCACUUUAAUUUAUCUAGAAUACAUUUUGUGUUCAUGACAUAGACAUACAGUAUGAUCUAUAGAAAGAAUAUGCCAUGCAACUCCAAAUACUAAUUUAUUAAUUCAUUGAUAUUUAACAUGUGAAAAUUAUGACGUAUCUACAUUCAGUCUAUUUUGUUAUCAAUUGUCUGAAAUUAAACAACAUUACCGAAAUAUAUGGCUCAAAGUUGGGAUAGUUCUGCUGAUAAUAUCAAAGUUUAAACCUUAAACCAUCAUGCGAGAUAGGUUUUAAUGUUCAUCACUACUCUUUGUAUUAUCUUUUAGGGAAACUUAAGAUCGUCUUUAAUAGAGUGAUUUAAAGAAAAGUCAUGAUCUUAAGACAAUGAUAAUUGCUUUGAGAUAAUACGACUAUUUAGACUGUUAGAAUGUUAUUUGUGAUAUGAAGGUAGAGAUAUAGGGUCAGUCAUUCCCUUUCUAUGAGCAUGCUAUACUACAGGGAAUAAAGAAGCGGGGUACCUUUAGGAGACCUUGAAGGAGAAACAACAUAUUUGAUUGACCAGGUAUUUAGUGUGUCAUGGCUGGGUUGAAUAAUAUGUGAUCCUUGUGGCUUUAAAACUAACAUCAGAUUGCAUUCCUCAAUGGAAAACAGGCCUCUUAGAAAUUUUAUGGGAGUGACUGGGGAAUGCUAUGUACAUAGAAGAGGUAAACUAUCAGCAGGUAGCCUAUCAAGAUUGGCAUGGCAGCUUCUUUUCUUAGUCUGGUGAUCCUUUUGCAAUCUGAGAAAGGAAAAUGAAGCAAGAAGUUUUAAAGAGCUUUGUUGAUUGAAUUUCAUGAGUGCAGGUGGACCGAGAUCUGACAGACGUAAACUUUCACGCUUGUCUCUACUAUUUAUUCUACAACUACUUUGAGUCUCAUCUGCAGAUCCUGUGACCCUGUCCAUGCUUGAAGUGCUGCCAUAUGUACAAAUAUGUGAGGUGCUUGAGACAUACCCCCUUCAGUAAUAAAGAUACACUAGUUAGUUUAGCUCUUGUAUGAGGAAGAGAUGCAGGAUGAGAGCACCAGCUAGAAUUGGGGUCUCAAAUUAGAAGCACCAGCAUAAGGAAGCUUUUUAAAGUAUCUUCUCAGUCAUUUUAGAUC